CGCAAGGCUUCUCAUGUGCGGAGCUGUUCCAGUCGUCUCUUUGCUUCGGAGUUGCAUGGUUCGUGUCCACCACUUCUCGAUCCUUUACAUUUUAUAAACGUGUGUCUCCGAUAUUCACAGCAAACAAGACCAUGGCAGCCAAACAGCGUGUUUGCAUUAUCGGAUCCGGAAACUGGGGUUCAGCUAUCGCGAAAAUUGUGGGCGCCAAUGUUGUCAAAUAUAACAACAAAUUUGAAACACGCGUGACAAUGUAUGUCUACGAAGAGAUAGUGAAUAGUCAAAAAUUAACUGAAAUUAUAAAUACGAUGCACGAAAAUGUCAAAUACCUUCCCGGGCACAGACUUCCAGAGAAUAUUGUUGCCGUGCCUGAUGUCGUCGAAGCUGCGAAAGAUGCAGAUAUCCUAAUAUUUGUAAUACCUCACCAAUUUAUACGAACAUUGUGCGCAACGUUACUAGACAAAAUUAAACCAACAGCAGUUGGUAUAUCAUUAAUUAAGGGUUUCGAUCGAGGAGAUGGGACGAACAUCGAAUUAAUCUCUAAAAUUAUUGAAAAACAUUUGAGAAUUCCAUGCUAUGUACUAAUGGGUGCCAAUUUGGCUAAUGAGGUUGCUGAAGAAAAAUUCUGCGAAACUACUAUUGGUUGCAAGGAUAAACGUCUAGCACCAUUAUUAAGAGACAUGAUUCAAACACCGAAUUUCAGAGUAGUAGUCGUAGAUGACUGUGAAGCCGUUGAAGUAUGCGGUGCACUAAAGAACAUUGUUGCUUGCGCGGCUGGUUUUAUAGAUGGUAUGGGAUUAGGUGACAACACAAAAGCAGCUGUGAUCAGAUUAGGCUUGAUGGAAAUGGUUAAGUUUGUAGAUACAUUUUAUAGUGGUUCAAAGCUAUCAACAUUCUUUGAAAGUUGUGGUGUAGCAGAUUUAAUCACCACUUGUUAUGGUGGGCGAAAUCGCAAAGUUUGCGAACAAUAUGUUAAAUCUGGCAAAACAAUUAAACAAUUAGAAGACGAACUUUUAGGUGGACAAAAGUUACAAGGUCCAGCCACAGCCGAUGAAGUCCACGGAAUGUUGAAAGGUCGUAACUUAUUGGAGAAAUUCCCUCUGUUUACUGCGGUACAUCGUAUUUGUACGGAUCAAAUAAGACCAGCAGAUUUACUUGACCAAAUUCGUAAUCACCCCGAGCACGGGAUGAAAGUAGAAGGUGCUGAAGAAGCAUAGACACAUGCUAAAAUAUUUUCAUAUUAUGCUCAAUGUUAGAAAUGUUAUAUUUGACAACAAUUAAAAUCAAAUAAAUUGAUAUUAUUGAUCCAAAUAAACUCAUGAUAAUUUAUUAUUAAUUCUUAUAACAAGACAACAAUUGUUCUUGAACACAAGUGUAUAAAUGUACUAUA
This is a messenger RNA of Nomia melanderi (Alkali bee), 1387 nucleotides long. NCBI's taxonomy places the organism in Eukaryota, Metazoa, Arthropoda, Insecta, Hymenoptera, Halictidae. The record is from RefSeq and is a predicted model, not a curated record.